UCUCUCUACGUCUAAUCUCUCUGUCUCACUCUUUAGUAAAUUUUUCUCUGUACAUCAAUCUCUUUUCUGAUUUCAUAAAUGGCAGAACACAAAGUAGCAAGGUUUUCAAGUUGUCGUGGAGUUGCCUUUGAGAUCAUUCCCGAUAAAACAAGUCAAUUUUCAAUAACAACUCCUCCUCCUGUAGUUGAAGCGCCCCAAGAGUCGUCUAAUGCAACAUGGGUAUGGCUUCCGUGGACUCAAAAGAGUUCUUUCAAGGUGUUUCCAGCACCUUUAACUGGGUCAUUUCAUAGAUCUCUAAGUCGACCUAGUAAUCAUUUUUGUGACUUGGAUGUCGACGAGGAGGAUGACCAUGAUGAUGAGACCAUUUAUGAGGAUGAUGAAGAUGUAGAAUUAGAGGCCUUCACUGAAGAAGAUCUCGAGAAGCAAAACUCCGUUCGUAAGCCCUCAUACCACCAAAAAAAACCUCAAUCCAGACUUUCAAUCAUUUUACUUGAUCAAGGGCUUUUUACCGUCGAAAAACGACUGUUCGUUGUUUGUUUCACGUUAAAUAUGAUCGGAUUAAUUCUCGCUGCCAUCGGGCGUUUCCCAUAUGCAAAAGAAAAGGCUGCUCUCUUUUCUAUUGCCAAUAUACUUGCACUUGUUCUAUGUAGAAAUGAAGCUAUAUUAAGGGUUGUGUUCAUGUUAGCAGUGAAGGUCUUAGGAAGGUCAUGGAUCCCUGUACAAAUAAGAACUGCAACAACUUCUUUUCUUCAAUGCCUUGGAGGUAUACACAGUGGUUGUGGCGUUUCUGCCACUGCGUGGUUGAUCUUCGCUCUAAUUCUGACCCUAAAUGAUAGAAACAACACUUCUUCAGAGAUCAUUGCUGUUGCUUCUUCCCUUUUAUUUCUCAUCGUUCCAUCUUGCAGUUGCCAUUAUGGUUGGACAUCCCUCGUUCUCGUAUGGGUCUUCAUCGUUCUUACUAACUCUUACAGACCUGCUCUAAAAACCUAUGACUUCAGUUUAUCAAGAUUCAUUAAAACUCAAGAAUUUUGGUUCACGUUAGUCAUCACUAUUGUUAUCAUUCUCCCAUGGCUAACAGUAAGACGGGUACCCGUAAGAGUAUCUGCUCCUUCAAAUCAUGCUUCGAUAAUCAAGUUCGAAGGUGGAAUAAAAGCGGGAAUCCUUGGAAGAAUUAGUCCAUCACCAUUCUCCGAGUGGCAUGCAUUCGGAAUCAUAUCAGAUGGAAAGAAUGAACAUAUGAUGUUAGCUGGUGCAGUUGGCGAUUUCACUAAAACCUUGGUUUCAAAUCCUCCAAGUCAUUUAUGGGUUAGAGGAGUUCAUUUUGCUGGUCUUCCCUACCUUGUCAACAUGUACGAAAGAGUUGUGUUAGUAGCAACAGGAUCAGGAAUCUGUGUGUUUUUAUCAUUCCUUUUGCAACCAUCCAGAGCUGAUAUACAAGAAAUGAUGAGCGGGUUUCCAAAGGACAAGGUUAUUGUUCACGAUACGGCAGUUCUUGGUCGGCCGAAUGUAGCUAAAAUGAGCAUCGAUGCCGCGAAGAAAUGGGACGCUCAGGUUGUGGUUGUAACUAGCAAUCCUGAAGGUAGUAGGGAUGUUGUCGAUGCAUGCAAAGGUGCUGGGAUUCCUGCUUUUGGACCUAUUUGGGACUCUUGA
Molecule: messenger RNA, 1650 nt
Organism: Papaver somniferum (opium poppy)
Lineage: Eukaryota; Viridiplantae; Streptophyta; Magnoliopsida; Ranunculales; Papaveraceae
Product: adenylate-forming reductase 06235-like
Exons: 4
Coding region: 79-1650 (523 amino acids)
Source: RefSeq, a predicted model, not a curated record